ACUGUCUGGUCUUGCCAUCUAAUGGCCGCCAAGCCCCAUGGCUGAGGCUUCCUCUAAGACGACCUCUGAGGAAGACCAGAGCAUCCAAGAGCCCAAAGAGGCCAACUCCACGACCUGAAGAAGACGAGGCCUCAGGUUCCCCGGCAGAGGCCAUGCCAACCGGGCCGCAGGGACAGCUUCGACAGCUUUGUCACUUAUUUCCCAGGUGCUGAAGCAGGUUCACCAGGGCCUCAGCCUUUCCCCGGAGUCCGUGAGUGUCAUGGAUUCUAUGGUCCAUGACAUAUUGGACCGCAUCGCCACCGAGGCUGGCCGCUCUGCUCCGCUACGCCAAGCGUGUGACCAUCACCUCCCGGACAUCCAGGUGGCCGUGGCGCUACUGCUGCCGGGGAAGAUGGGCAAGCUCGCUGAGGCCCUACCUAAUGCCGCCCUCAGAACUUCAUUAUGUGCGAUAUGGCAACAGAGAAAGUGA
This is a messenger RNA of Chlorocebus sabaeus (green monkey), 469 nucleotides long. Its product is annotated as histone H2B type F-M. Lineage: Eukaryota; Metazoa; Chordata; Mammalia; Primates; Cercopithecidae. Gene Ontology annotation, molecular function: structural constituent of chromatin; protein heterodimerization activity; DNA binding. The record is from RefSeq and is a predicted model, not a curated record. Gene Ontology annotation, cellular component: nucleosome.